Messenger RNA from Archocentrus centrarchus (flier cichlid), 8555 nucleotides. Its product is annotated as cell adhesion molecule 2-like. Gene Ontology annotation, biological process: homophilic cell-cell adhesion. Lineage: Eukaryota; Metazoa; Chordata; Actinopteri; Cichliformes; Cichlidae. Bases 362 to 1537 code for a protein of 391 amino acids. The transcript has 9 exons. The record is from RefSeq and is a predicted model, not a curated record.
AGACAGUAGUAAGGCAACGGCUGCAUUUAUCCUGUUACCGGAGGACAACAGUUCUUGGUUCCUGAGGUUUUCGGUUUCUGUUCAGAGAACCGGAAACUAAGUCUAUACCUUACAGGCGGUGCAUUCCUGAAAAAACAUUCAAAAUAUUGUUUUUGAUGACCGAGAGUUUUUACGUAUUCAAAAGCAAGACAGUCUGCGGGUCGGGAAGUCGGUUGCGUUAACCCCGUUCCCGGUUUUCCAGAGACGCACAAAAGGCACACUCCCAAGUCUACCUGGAUAAGCCGUCCGGUCCGGUUAGAGGUCCAGAGUCGGAGAGGAGAAAUAAGCGCGGAAGACAGGAGCAAGAAAAGGGGAAGACAGGAUGAAACUCAAGAGUCAUUUGAUUUUCACCCUCUACACUAUUUAUGGGAUUCUUCUUAAAGGGAUAAGUGGUCAGUAUCCUCUGGUUCAGAAUGUGACUGUGACAGAGGGUGGGACCGCAAACCUGACCUGCCGUGUGGAGUAUAAUGACAACACCUCCCUCCAGUGGUCAAACCCAGCACAGCAGACCCUCUUUUUUGGGGACAAGAAGGCUCUAAGGGACAACAGAAUUGAGCUUGUGCGCGCGACGUCAUCAGAGUUGACCAUCAGCAUCAGUGAUGUCAUGCUGUCUGAUGAAGGCAUGUACACCUGUUCUCUCUUCACCAUGCCUGUCAGAACGGCCAAAGCUUACCUGACUGUUCUCGGUGUGCCAGAGAAGCCAGAGAUUGAUGGCCUGACGAAGCCCGCCAUGGAGGGAGACCACAUCACUCUGACCUGCAUCACUCAGGGCAGCAAGCCUGCCGCUGACCUGCGCUGGUUCAGGAAUGAAAAGGAGGUCAAAGGUGCCAAAGAGGUGAAUGCGAGUGGGAAGACAUUUACAGUACGGAGCUCUCUACAGCUGCAAGUGGACAGAAAUGAUGAUGGAGUGGCCUACACCUGCAGAGUAGACCAUGUUGCACUCGCACAGGCACCACAGCAGGCCACUGAAGUACUGGAGGUCCACUAUGCUCCUCGUGUGGAGAUCAUCCACUCUCUUGCAGUCCCUCAGGAGGGUCAGUACUUAAAGCUGGAGUGUGUGUCCAAAGGAAACCCUUCGCCAGAUCCUGUGAUGUGGACAAAGGAUGGAGGUGAACUUCCUGACCUGGACAGGGUGAUUGUAGAAGGAAGAGAGCUUACCUUUACUUCUCUUAACAAGACAGAUAAUGGCACCUACCGCUGUGAAGCUAGUAACCACCUAGGGACCAGCAGUGCUGAAUAUGUACUCUACGUCUAUGAUCCCAACGCUCUUGGGCAGCACGGCACUGACCAUGCCUUGAUCGGAGGAGUGGUGGCUGUAGUGGUCUUUGUCACCUUGUGUUUAAUCAUUGUUCUGGGAAGAUACCUGGCCAGGCAUAAAGGAACAUACUUGACAAACGAGGCCAAAGGAGCGGAUGAUGCCCCCGAUGCCGACACAGCCAUCAUCAACGCCGAGGGCAACCAUGCACACGCGGAAGAAAAGAAAGAAUACUUCAUUUAGACUGCAGGGGGAGCUGUGCAGCUCUCUCCUUCUCCUUUCCUUAUUUUAAUCUCUGUACUUCUUCUGUCUUUCUGUCUCCCACUUUUUUGUCCUCACCUCUGGCCGCUGCCCCCAUCGUGUCAACAAGGAACCCACAGGCAGUCCACAAACAGAGAGGUUCCCAGUGUUUUCUGUCCUUUACAUCUUGUCCUUUAUUUUUUUUGUUUGUUUUGCUUUUGCUUUUUUGCCAGAUGUUUUUCACAGGCAGCUUACUGUUGCUGCUGAAGUUGCCCCUUUAUCACUCUCUUCCUCAUUUUCAACAUGAAUACCUAGAAAUCUGUAAAUCUACCAUGACUGCUCCUUAGCCCUGUGGUUCGUCUUUACUCCUCUUUCCCACCAAGUAGACACCCAAACACAUAUUACCGCUCACACAUGCCCACAAACACAUAUCAUAUCUCACAUCAACACGGUGCCUAAAAAUACAGACGCCAUUGAACUUCUGUCAAUGCCUUCAUGUAUCGUCUGUCAGUAGCAAUGUAAAUGCUUUGUAGAUGGUUCUCUGGACCAUCAUUUCAUUGCUUAGCUCACAGCUUUUGAUUAUGCAUUGCGUCUUUUUUCUCUCUUUUUUUUUUUAUUAUUUGAAUGAAGAUCUGUGCUAUUUACGCCUUAUACAUGUCUGUCACACUGAAUAUGGUACUUUUAGGUGAUCCACCUCUCCCUAUUCCAUCUCCCUCUAAAUAGAGUUGUAAUUAAACAGUUGACCCUUGUAAGAUACGAAGAAGGAUUUGUGUAACACUGUAGCAAGGUUUGUCAGAUAAGUGUAUAAUAUGAUUUUCAUUAUUAGGGUAGGAGUAAUAAAGGGUAGUGUGGUAUUGUUCAGAGCAGAGAAAACACACCAAAAAUAUAUGAAAGAUGCUAGGUCAAGCAUUCCUUUUCAACAAACAUAAUCAAGUAUAUAAAACCACUUGCUAAAUCUGCUGCCCCUGUACUUUUACCUGUAUAGUCCUGCACCGUCCAGGCAGCAGUUUAGCUAAACACCAUCACCUUCAGUAUCAUCUGGACAGCUUACGAUAGUUUGUGUUUUCCUUAAAGGGUUCAGGUGUGCAGAAAGAGUCACUCUCCUCUCUCUGUAUAGGCUGUAUAAAUUGUAUUCAAAUAACUUUAGCUUUCACUUUGAAUAAUUUGCGUAAUGUUUGUCACACUGAAAUUAUUUUAAGGCUUGAGGACCCCAUGAAAUGUAAGAUCAACUAUAAGGUGUUAAAACAAGACCAGUUAAACAGUAGGUAAAUCAUUACAGUUAAGCCAAUAACAUCUGUUUGACUACUAUCUUUUAUUUUAUUCUGUUACCACUAAAUUUUUAUUUAUUUUUUUAAGUAAGCUUAGCACAAAAAAUAAGGAUAUUGUGUUUGGUUGAUUAUUUCUUUGUUGUGACAAUGCUUCUUGGCAAUCAAUCUUACACCGUUUUAAAGCCAGUUUAUUUCCCCUGAAAUGGUGCCAUAUUUGCAAAGAAAAUGCAUUUGUGGGUUGAGCAGCAGACCUGAGUUUGUGGGUUGUGAAAAACUUGCCAAACCUUCUCUGCCAAUGCCAAACAGCUUAUUCUGCUAUUGACUCCUGUUUUGAGCGUCUGGUACCCCAGGUGCUGACAAUCAGGUGCUUUAUUGGCACCUGAUUAGCAGCGUCUGUGAGCAUGGACCUUGCUACAGCAGUCAUGGUGUCUGCUCCAAGCAUGCCACAUUUGAUUCUUCAGGAUAGGGCCUGUGCCAUAGGGCAACUUCAAGCUGGUGUUCUUCAAAACCAAGUUGCAGCAUUAUUUGGAGUGAGCCCUCUCCAAAUUGAAGGGGGAUGUCAGAGACAGCCUGCAAAGUAGGCAUCCCAAGAAGACAGGUUCCUCACCCUGUAGGCACUUAGGAACUGUAAGCAGUCUUCUACAGAUUUGCAGUCAAGUUUUGCAAGAAGGUAUGGCUGACUGCUCUCUACCCAGACAAUCUAGAACAGACUGCCAGGAGGUCUGCCAUGACUGCCCUUCACCGUCAAGCCCGUUUGCACUGGUGUUGGCAACAUGUGCACUGGAACCUGAACAUGUGGAGGAACGUUAUGUUCAGCGAUGAGUCCAGAUUCUGUCUACAGCAGUUAGAUCAGAGGGUCAAAGUAUAUAGAAGAAGUGGAGAACACUAUUUAACAAAUUGCCACAAAGACAAAGAGAACACUAUGCUGAUUGCUGCACCAAAAGGGUAACAGCUUUUGGUGGAGGCAGUGUGAUAGUGAGGGGCGGCAUCUUCCUCACUGGAAAAGCAAGGCUUGUCAUCAUUGGAAGGCAACCAGUGGCAAUCCCAUAUCUCCACAGUCUGGGACCAAACUCUGUCCUCCAAGAUGACAACGCUCGCCCCCACAGAGCAGGUUUAUCAGAGACUACCUCCAGAAUUUGGGAGUGGAGAGGAUGGAGGGACCUGCCUACAGUUCUGACCUCAACCCCCACUGAACACUCGUAGGAUCAGCUUGGUCGUGCUGUUUGUGUCAGAGUGACGAAUGCUGAUUGAAGAAUGGGAUGCCAUCCCACAGCAGUGUGUGACCAAGCUGGUGACCAACAUGAGGAAGAGGUUCCAGGCUGUGGUGGCUGUGUAUGGUUCUUUCACAUGCUACAGAGGCCCCUGUUUGUGAAUAAAUGGUUAAAUUGCCAAUAUGUCUUAUUUCUUUAGAUUUCAAUCAUCCAAUCCAAUAAACAACACCAAACAAGAGUCAGUAGCAGAAUAAGCUGUUUGGUAUUGGCAGAGAAGAUUUGGCAAGUGUUUCAUGGGUGCAAUUCACAUACUAAACUCUGCUGAUCAACCAACAAAUGCAUCUUCCUUAGAAAUGCGGCCCCAUUUAAGGGGAUAUAAACAGGCUUUCUUGCCAAGAAGCAUUGUUAAAACAAAGAAAUAAUCAACCAAGCUGCCGUCAUCAACUAAUCACGCUUUUUAUACCCAUUUCGUCACUCUAUCUUCAUAAACUCAACUUUCAUUUUCAUUUCACGGGGUCUUCAAGAAAAAAGAGAAAAGAAAAAGAAAUAAAUGGAGUGCUGGGUCAUGGAUCUGCAGGAGCCUCUUUUCCAAAACUAAAAACUGAAAACAAAUAGAAAAGCACAAAAUUGUUUGAAUGAGUUACUGUGUUCAUUUGCCAACAACUAGAUCGCCUUGUGAAUGGUUCUUUCAUUCAGAUGGGUAAUUGGCAAGGCUGUCUUUGAUUCAGUUCUGAAGAAAAAAGAAAAAGUGCAGUGCAUCUUUUUGAAAAUAUAAGCUAAAUCAUGUUUUUAUAUAUAUAUAAAAAAAGUUUCUAAUAUUUUUGAUUUUAAUGGUUAAGCUCCCUGCUGUAUAUUGUGUCUGCUACAAUGUGGUUGGUUGUGAAAAUUGCUGUUAAAUUCUGGAUUCCUGUAUUUGUUCAAAUAUGUAUAUUAGCCACAUUAUCUAAUUCCUUUUUCUUUUUUUUUUUCUUUUCACUACAUUAUCCUUAUUAGAAAAAUUUUUAAACAAAUAUAUUUUGUUUUGGCGCAAGGCAUGUAUAUAAUGUGUGAGAACUAAAUUUUGGUAAUACACAUUAGCAUGUUUUUGUUUGGUUCUUUUUCAUGUUUAAUUUAUUUGGAAUUUAAAUUUAUUUAAGAGAGAACCACAAUGAAGGUUUAUUUGUACCUUAAUUUUGGAAAACAGUGGCUUUGUGUGUUUGCGGCAUGACCUUAAUUGCUACAAAUCUGAAGGAGUUGAUAUGAACAUAUGACAAAACACACGUGUAAAACUCUGUAAUGAGAAGAAAAUCUGCAUUUGACUUCAGCAAAUUUGUAAAAAAAAAAAAAGAAAAAGAAAAAAAAUACAAUUUAGAACUGAAAUCACUAGAAACAUUAUCUCCAGGCUGGUGGCAAGAAGGUUUCCACAUAUUGAGAGAGCCAUGGCGUAUCACAGUCAGCAACUUUUGCUUUCUUCUCUGCCUUUUGUCUUUCAUCAGUUUGCAGGAGUUUGGCUGUGAAGGAACAAUCCUAAAGACCUAAAGGCAAGGCACUAUUCUACUACCAGGGAGCAAAUUAUUACCAAGGAUAAUAAUAUUUUGGGCCCAGGCUGUCUCCAUUUUGGUGGUCAAUUUACUGUACAACAUUAUGCAAAUAGGGUUAGCAAGGAUCUUUUGUCUGUAUUUUGUAACUCGACCACGGUUCGAGUGAAUCACAAGUUGGGAAUAAUUAGGUCAAUCCGCUCACUUUUAGCCUCUCAUCACCGAUGUAGGACCACAGUUUCCAUAUUUCACACUUUUAGUGCACUUAAUUCAGUAUAGCACUAUUUACAGAUUCAACUACAGCAUCACCACAAACCUUUUAUACAACCAGACUGAAGCGUUCUAGACUGGCUCUGGUCUUAGCACACCUUGGCUUUUACGUGUGUAGAUGCAUUUCUCACAAUAAUUUAACGUCUUUCUCUCUCUCUGGUUUUUUUUUUCUUCACUUUUGUAUCUCGUUCUGUUCAUUGUGUCUUAAAUCGCUGAAGGUGUCAAUCACAUUUCCUGUUGCUUUACACCUCCACCUUUGAAAUAAGAAAGUGGUUGAAUGAAUUUGUUGAUUCUGAAGUGAGAGAAACAAGUUUGGCUGUUUCUUAUCAGACGCACUCAGAAUCAACCAGGUCUGCAGUGAUGAGUUGAUGCUGGCAUUAGUAAUAAAACAGGUGCCAUUUACUCAGUUAUGCACUCUGACCGAUGUGGAUAUUUCUUAGUAAUUAGUAAAAUGUGUAUUUUGUUUUUGUUUUUGAUUUGUUUUUUGUUUUUUUCUGAAACCCACAUGUAAAUAUUUGUUUUGACAUGAUAGUAAUGAGCUAAUUUGUUGCAAAUGGCUUUUUAUAAUCAUUAGACCAAACCUGAAUCUUGUUUAAUUUGUUAUUUUAACAACCUGGCACAUACAAUCAUGCACUAUGACAGGAUCAACUGUAGCUCUGUUAUAUCUUGGCUAUCUUUGUUGUAUUUCUUUGUUGUUGGUGGUUUAAAAUAAGCUUUAAACGUGUUGCCUCCUUGAUUUUCAGCAUUUAUUGGUUGGGUUAAUAUUCACUAGAUCACAAGCCUUUAAUUUCAUUCUGGCAGCAAGACAGUAAUGGCACUAACAUAGCUGCUGUGCCAUUUUCAUUGGGCACAAGUCUGUUUUGUGGGAUUGUAAGUCUCUAAUUUCCUGGCUCCAAACAAAUCCACUUUCUUCAACUGAAGGUGCGAGUCGGGGAGCUGAGGUUGUGCAUUUAUGCAGAUUUAACUGUGCAAUACUGGCAGUAAUCUCGCUAUGAAAUUGCACCCAGUUUUGUGAACAAUUUUCAGGUUGGUGGAGGCACAUACACACCUGUGCAAAAUCACAUAAAUAAAAGUUUCAUGUAUAGGUUACUGUUUGCCUAAGUUUUAAAACCUGGAAAAAUUUAACAGAUUGAAGUGCACAAAACUCACCUUUUAUGGGAUGUAUAGGCAGUUUCCAGUGGGUUACACUGGCAGAUUAUUUAUAGUUGCACAGUUCCUUGUAGGUUUAUGAGAUCAUUCGCUUUGAGUUGAUUAAACCUUCAGCAGUAAUCAUGUUGUGCGUUCUGUUUUGAAUGCAAAAGACAGUAACUGUGCAAACUCAAGUUACUCCUGACUAUGUGGGCUGAUACAGUGUAUUGUUGCCUAACAAAAACAACAAAAAAAACAGAUUUCAGCAUAUCUUGUAAAUUCAAAGGCCAUCAGAACACAUAUUUGGUUAUCUGUAUCUGUGCCUUGUGAUUCUACGCCUCAAGUUUGCCACCGGACCACCCUCCUGCCUGUCGUUGUCAUUUAAAUGGGGAUGAGAUGAGUUGAUUGUUAAAAAGCUUGUCCAGAUUUGCUGCUACUGUGUUGCGCAUUCAUCUGACAGCAGCCGCUGUCCAGCAGCAAUCAUCACACUGCGCUGACCCCGGAGCAAAUCGGGUCACAAAGCAUCGCAGGCAGUGAUGACACAUUUUUGAGCAUUUAACUUCCAGGAAAUUAGAGGCCCACGUUAAUAUUCAAAAUAUCAAAUUCUGCUUAUAAACAGAUCUGAGAGUAAAGGACACUUUGGGCUAUAAUCUGUCAAAAUUCUCCUUUUUUUUAAUCCAAUGGUUUAUAUUUUUUUUAAUGGUAAAUGUGUUCUCUGCAGUAGUGCGUAUAACAUGACAUGGCCUGUUCCUGUCCCAUCUCUCCUUCAAAUGUCUUUGCUGUACAGUAUGGCUUCAGUGCACUUCUUUAUUACUCUGCAAUAGUGACACAAGAAUCAAUCAGCCCAAUUUCUUUAUUGUCACACUGAUGACAACAUGUGACACAAUCGCAUGUAGUGAUGUGUUUCUUUUUUUUUUAUUAAAUCUGUUUCUUUUGUUUUGCAUCUCAGGAAUAUAUUUCAUUUAGUUUUUUUUUUCUUUGUUUCCUGUCUUAAAAUGGGGACUUGUGAGCACUUUUCACUGCUAGUCCCUGUGUGCUGACACCAUGUACUUUUUUUUUUUUUUUUUGAGUUUAAGAUUAUCACAAUGAUAAUAAAAAUGAUUCAGUGACUCUUCAAUAAUCCUGUCACCUUGCUGUCAUUGGAAUAUUAGACUUAGGAAACUUUUUUUUUUUUUUAUGACCACUGACUUGAAAUACUGAGAUUUAGAAAUAUGCUGCAAAUAACUGAGUUUCAACAAUGAUAGAAGGUGUCGUUAACAGAAUCUAAUUUUAGCUUAUGUUAUGUAAGCAGUUCAGUGCUUUUUGUCCUUUAUCAUAAUGUUUUCCUUGUAGCAACACACAUCUUUAUGUAUAUCAGUCUUUAGAUGGCAGGUGUUUUAAGGCACGAUCUCUCACUAAAUACAAAAUAUCCACAGUGAGCUCAGUAAAGAUCAGGAUUAGAGCUAGACAAAUGUUAGUUCAGCUUCUGAUGUACCUUGGUGAAAUAGGGGGUUUGAUAUCAAGCUGUACAGCGAAAGCUUGAUUUGAUAUAUAGCACCGUAACGAAGGUGUUUCUCUCCCAUUGUCUGUGGGAUUUAUUAUAUUUAAUUUAGAGGUUCGUAUGUAUGAAAUGAAAUUGUUGAAUAAA